Molecule: messenger RNA, 677 nt
Organism: Paramecium sonneborni
Lineage: Eukaryota; Ciliophora; Oligohymenophorea; Peniculida; Parameciidae
Source: the annotation of a GenBank genome assembly
AUGAUUGGUGAUUUUUGGACAACUACUGCAAAUAUGUAUAACACUUUAUUUCAUAAACCAAAAAUGUCAUAGAAAUUACUCGAAAAACCUCCAUUCAAAUACAUCUUUGACAUAAUUAUGGAAACUAUGAAAUAAACUGGUAAUUAUUUUACAUUUAAAUAAGGUUAUGCAUAAGGACUUUUUUCAAAUGAAGAAUUGGAUGGAAAUUGGUAUGAUAAUAAAGAUAAGAAGAUGUUUUUCUUACAAAAAAUAAUUGAAUUGACAUCUUUAGUGUUAAAUGAAGAAAUUGUUGCAAGGCCUAUAAAAAUUGUUUCAGGUUAAGAACCAUAAAACACAAAUUUAUUAUUGUAAGCAAUUUAUAGAGCAGCUAUGAGUGGAACUAAUAGUGUUUAUUAUGUGGAACAAGUAAAUUGAUAUUUAAUAUUUAGAUUUUAGCAGCAAUCGGAGCAGGCCCUUAAAUAUUUGAAUAAGCUCAUGCAUAAACUAUAAAACAAGAAAUAAUAGAUUCAAACUAAUCUAAAAUAAUAGAAUUGAAAGAAAUCAUAUUUUAAUAAUAAUAAAUAAUAUAAGCAUUAAAAAACGACCUAGAACUUAAAGAUACAAAAAUUUUUAAUCUAGAACAAUAAAUUUUGACAAUCAAAAAUGAAGUAAAAUAAAUUAAUAUUCCUGAUACUUGA